UUGUGAAGCCGUCAUCACGUCACGUUCACAAGACUUGAUGUACAGAGAGACCAGAGGCUCGCACAAAGCAGUCGAAAUCUCGCUGGUCGAUUCCAAUCGAUCCGAAAACGUACUUUCGCUCCCACAACGCGUUAGUACGCGCGCAUGUCCGCUUCAGUGGCGUCGGCACAAGCCAUUCUCCGCAAAGGAUGGCCGCUCGUGAGUCAAGCGGCAUCGAAUCCGUACGCGAACACGGGCAAAUGGAUAUUGGGAACCGCUGGUCUCGUCGUAGGCAUGAUCCACGUGGGAGGUGUGACGCGGUUGACGCAAUCGGGCUUGUCCAUGACGGACUGGAGUCCACUAGGAUCGCUCCCACCGAUUAGUAAAAAAGACUGGGAGAAGGAGUUUGAUCGAUACAAACUUUUUCCAGAAUGGCAACAACGCAAGUCAAUGACACUGUCCGAUUUCCAGUUCAUUUACGCCUGGGAAUAUGGACACCGUAUGCUCGGUCGUUUCGUUGGUGUCGCGUUUGCCAUGCCUUGGAUGUACUUUACAUUCAAAGGUAGGAUACCGAAGGGGUACCAAAAGCGCAUGGUGGGACUACUCGCCAUGGGUGGCACUCAAGGUAUGGUUGGGUGGUGGAUGGUAAAAUCCGGUCUAGGGGACGAUCGGCGUGACGAAAAGCGUGAAAUUCGUGUUCGUCCCGUCCGUUUAACUUCCCACUUAUCCAUGGCCCUGGCAACCUACGGUGCCCUGCUCUGGACGGGAUUUGAUAUACUCGGUAUUCCACAAGAAGCUAAUAUAAAGGAUCAAGUCAAAAAGCUUAGCAAAGACGCGCUGCGUCACGCGCAGAAGCUUCGAUCUACCAGCCUCGUCUUGGCGGGCUUGACGUUUUGCACGGCUGCUUCAGGCGGUCUUGUGGCCGGAAAUGAUGCAGGCCGUGCGUACAAUACUUGGCCAACUAUGGGGGAUGAAUGGAUUCCUUCGGAAAUUAUGGAUUUGGUGCCUUGGCAACGUAAUCUCACCGAAAAUACCGCCACGGUACAGUUCAAUCACCGCAUUCUAGGGACAACGACCGCGUUUACCGCUCUCUAUUUGGUAGGCGCGGGCCUGUCGCGAAACCGUGGCAUGCUUUUGACUCCCCAGGCUCGCAACGGUCUUUAUGCGGUCGGAAUAGCAGCGACCGGACAGUUCGCCCUCGGAGUCACAACUUUGCUAACGUACGUACCUUUUUCGUUGGCGGCAGCCCAUCAGCUCGGGAGUGUUGUGGUUUUUACCAGCGGUCUGUAUUUGGCGCACAGCUUGCGAUACGCACGUCCAGCAUUGGUCCGGGCGGUAGUGACAUCCUCCAUAUCGACCUCUGCCAGUACGACGUCUCGCGGUGUUACAGCCACGGUCGCACAAGUUGCUGCUUCGGGUGCCAAGGCUGUGUAACGAUACUGUUAGGUUUUUUUUGUUGCACGCGCAAGUCGGAACGAACAAAACCAAUAUUGAUUCCAGCAUGUUUAAACGUACUUGGCCUACUCUAUGUCUCGUAGGAAUAUAGCAAGAAAUGAGACUGCAUGGUGCCAGGCUCAUCCAGUUUAACGGAGGCUAUUGACCGUGCUACCCACAUUCGAUGACCGUGGUGUAGCCAGGCAGAAGCCGG
Molecule: messenger RNA, 1627 nt
Organism: Phaeodactylum tricornutum CCAP 1055/1
Lineage: Eukaryota; Bacillariophyta; Bacillariophyceae; Surirellales; Neidiaceae
Exons: 1
Coding region: 145-1413 (422 amino acids)
Biological process (GO): heme A biosynthetic process
Cellular component (GO): mitochondrial inner membrane
Molecular function (GO): oxidoreductase activity, acting on NAD(P)H, heme protein as acceptor
Source: RefSeq, a predicted model, not a curated record